AACGUGCUGCCGAGGGAGAUGGGGAACAAAAGGCUGAAAGGCUGAUCUGGAGAUCCCUUUCCCCUUCACACACCUGUGAGGGCGUCCGCCGGGGGGACACAGCAGGGACAAAAACAUCAUUUGGAGCCGAGGAGGAUAAGGCUGAAAGAGCAGACUUUUGUCUCCGUCCCCCCCCCUCGGCAUUCCCACCUGUGAGGAUUAAUUAGACGGGAGCAGCAUGGCGCACGCUGCCUCGCAGCUGAAGAAAAGGGCGGAUGAGAACCUCAACGCUGUGGAGGAUGAGAAGGAGAAGAAGAAGGCGGCGAGGAAGCGUUCCAGAGAAUUGAAGAAAAAGACGGACGUGAACGCCUGUUACCUGAGAUCCGCUCGGGCCGGGAACCUGGAGAAAGCUCUGGACUACCUGAAGAAUGGAGUCGACAUCAAUAUAUGCAACCAGAAUGGUCUGAAUGCUCUCCAUCUGGCCUCCAAGGAGGGCCACGUGGAGGUGGUGGCUGAGCUCAUCAAGCGCGGCGCCAACGUGGACGCCUCGACCAAGCAGAAAGGAAACACCGCCCUGCACAUCGCGUCCCUCGCCGGGCAGACGGACGUGGUGAAGGAACUCGUGACCCACAGCGCCAACGUCAACGCCCAGUCUCAGAAUGGCUUCACGCCGCUCUACAUGGCGGCGCAGGAGAACCACAUGGACGUGGUGCAGUUCCUCCUGGACCACGGCUCCAGCCAGAGCAUCGCCACAGAGGACGGUUUCACGCCGCUGGCGGUGGCGUUGCAGCAGGGCCACGACCAGGUGGUCUCCCUCCUGCUGGAGAACGACACCAAGGGGAAGGUCCGCCUGCCGGCGCUGCACAUCGCCGCGCGCAAGGACGACACCAAGGCCGCCGCGCUGCUGCUGCAGAGCGACCACAACGCCGACGUGGAGUCCAAGAUGAUGGUGAAUAGAACAACAGAGAGCGGUUUCACUCCUCUCCACAUCGCCGCUCACUACGGCAACAUCAACGUAGCAACACUCCUUCUGAACAGAGGGGCGGCCGUGGACUUCAAGGCAAGGAAUGACAUCACACCGCUGCACGUAGCGUCCAAACGUGGGAAUGGAAACAUGGUGCGACUGCUGCUGGAGAGAGGGGCCAAGAUAGAUGCACGGACCAAGGACGGUCUGACCCCCCUCCACUGCGGAGCCCGCAGCGGCCAUGAGCAGGUGCUGGAGAUGCUGCUGGACCGAGGAGCGCCGAUACUCUCCAAGACCAAGAACGGCCUGUCUCCGCUCCACAUGGCGACGCAGGGCGACCACCUCAACUGCGUCCAGCUGCUGCUGCACCACGAGGUGCCCGUGGACGACGUGACCAACGACUACCUGACGGCGCUGCACGUGGCCGCCCACUGCGGCCACUACAAGGUGGCCAAGGUCAUCGUGGACAAGAAGGCCAACCCCAACGCCAAGGCUCUGAAUGGUUUCACUCCCCUGCACAUUGCCUGUAAGAAAAACAGAGUCAAGGUGAUGGAACUUCUUCUGAAACAUGGAGCGUCGAUACAGGCAGUCACUGAGUCCGGUCUGACUCCGAUCCACGUCGCUGCAUUCAUGGGACACGACAACAUCGUGCACCAGCUGAUCAACCACGGCGCUUCACCCAACACGAGCAACGUGAGGGGGGAGACGGCGCUCCACAUGGCGGCGAGGGCCGGACAAUCGAAUGUGGUGCGAUACCUGAUCCAGAACGGAGCACGGGUCGACGCCAUGGCCAAGGACGACCAGACUCCGCUGCACAUCUCGAGCCGCCUCGGCAAGCAGGACAUCGUCCAGCAGCUGCUGGCCAGCGGAGCGUUCCCGGACGCCACCACCAACUCCGGGUACACGCCCCUGCACCUGGCGGCCCGGGAGGGCCACCGAGACGUGGCUUCGACGCUGCUGGAUCAGGGGGCCACUCUGGGCAUCAUCACCAAGAAGGGCUUCACUCCUUUGCAUGUGGCUGCAAAAUACGGGAAGAUUGAGGUCGCCAACCUGCUGCUGCAGAAAAGCGCUCCGUCUGACGCUGCCGGGAAGAGUGGACUAACUCCACUGCAUGUGGCAGCACACUAUGAUAACCAGAAGGUAGCGCUGCUCCUGCUCAACCAGGGGGCUUCACCGCAUGCAGCCGCAAAGAACGGCUACACACCCCUCCACAUCGCAGCCAAGAAGAAUCAGAUGGAGAUCACCACCACCCUGCUGGAGUACGGGGCCUCCACCAACACCGUGACUCGCCAGGGCAUCACUCCUCUGCACCUCGCGGCACAGGAAGGCAACGUGGACAUCGUGACCCUGCUGCUGGCCCGAGACGCUCCAAUAAAUAUGGGCAACAAGUCCGGUCUGACUCCGCUCCACCUGGCUGCCCAGGAGGAUAAAGUCAACGUUGCUGAGGUCUUAGUCAACCAGGGAGCGACCUUAGACCCUGAGACCAAGCUGGGAUACACUCCACUCCAUGUGGCCUGUCACUAUGGCAACGUGAAGAUGGUCAAUUUCCUGCUGAAGAAUCAAGCGAAGGUCAAUGCUAAGACUAAGAACGGAUACACUCCUCUCCAUCAGGCUGCACAGCAGGGACACACACACAUCAUCAACUUGCUGCUACUUCGUGGAGCAUCGCCCAACGAACUCACAGCUAGUGGGAACAGCGCUCUGUCCAUCGCCAGGAGGCUCGGCUACAUCUCUGUAGUCGACACACUCAAAGUGGUCACAGAGGAAACUCUGAUCACUAAGACGGUAAUAGAGAAGCACAAGAUGAACGUUCCAGAGACCAUGAACGAGGUGCUGGACAUGUCCGACGACGAAGUCUUUAAAGCCAAUGUCCCUGAAAUGAUCACAGAGGACUAUAUAUCUGAUGUGGAAGAAGGUGACGAUGCGAUGACGGGGGACACGGACAAGUAUCUGGCCCCCCAGGACCUGCGGGAGCUGGGGGACGACUCGCUUCCUCAGGAGGGCUACAUGGGCUUCAGCGUGGGCGCCCGCUCGCAGAGCCUGCGUUCCUUCAGUUCCGAUAGGUCCCACACGCUGAACCGGAGCUCGUUCACGCGGGACAGCAUGAUGAUCGAGGAGAUGCUGGCCCCCAGUAAGGAGAUGAUGCUCUGUAAGGAAAGGUCUUUCAUUGUAGAGCAACACAACAAGCACUUGGCGGUGGCGAAGGACUUUGACAGCGACUCUCUGAGGAGAUACAGCUGGACUGCAGACGUAAUGGAUAAUGUUAACCUGGUGGCCUCUCCGAUACACUCUGGUUUUUCCUCUCCGCUCCCGCAGUACGACAGCAGGUUCCUGGUCAGCUUCAUGGUCGACGCCAGGGGCGGCUCCAUGAGAGGAAGCCGCCACAACGGCAUGCGCAUCAUCAUCCCGCCCAGGAAGUGCACGGCGCCCACCAGGAUCACCUGCCGACUGGUCAAGAGGCACAAGCUGGCCUCGCCUCCCCCCAUGGUGGAGGGAGAGGGCCUGGCCAGCCGGCUGGUGGAGGUCGGCCCCGCGGGGGCUCAGUUCCUCGGGCCCGUGAUAGUGGAGGUCCCUCAUUUUGGCUCAAUGCGAGGCCAGGAGAGGGAGCUGAUCCUGCUGCGCAGCGAGAACGGAGAGACCUGGAAGGAGCACCUGUACGACUACAAGAACGACAACCUCAAUCAAAUUCUCGGUGGGAUGGAUGAAGAACUAGACAGUGCUGAGGAGCUGGAGAGGAAGAGAAUCUGCCGGAUCAUCACCAAGGACUUCCCACAGUACUUUGCUGUCGUGUCUCGAAUCAGGCAGGAGACCAAUCAGAUGGGACCAGAGGGCGGGACUCUGUGCAGCCGGAGCGUCCCAUUGGUUCAAGCUUCCUUCCCCGAGGGCGCCUUAACCAAGAAGAUCAAAGUUGGACUGCAGGCCCAGCCGGUACCGGACGACAGCGUUAAGAAAAUCCUCGGUAACCGAGCAACCUUCAGCCCCAUCGUUACCGUGGAGCCCAGGAGAAGAAAGUUCCACAAGCCCAUCACCAUGACAAUCCCAAUCCCGCCUCUCUCAGGGGAGGGGCUCACCAACGGCUACAAAGGGGACUCCACUCCAUGUCUCCGCCUCCUCUGCAGCAUCACAGGUGGUACGUCGCCGGCACAGUGGGAAGACAUCACUGGCACAACGCCCCUCACCUUCGUCAACGACUGCGUCUCCUUCACCACCAACGUCUCUGCCAGGUUCUGGUUAGCCGACUGCCACCAGAUCCCAGAGACGGUGGGUCUGGCCAUGCAGCUGUACAGGGAGCUCAUCUGCGUUCCCUACAUGGCCAAGUUCGUGGUGUUUGCCAAGACCAACGACCCAGUGGAGUCCAGACUGAGGUGCUUCUGUAUGACGGACGACAAGGUGGACAAGACCCUGGAGCAGCAGGAGAACUUCGAGGAGGUGGCCAGGAGCAAAGACAUAGAGGUUCUGGAGGGGAGGCCCAUCUAUGUGGACUGCUACGGAAACCUGGCUCCUCUGACUAAAGGUGGUCAGCAGUUAGUUCUCAACUUCUACGCCUUCAAGGAGAACCGUCUACCCUUCUGCGUCAAGGUGAGAGAUCCCGGCCAGGAGCCGUGCGGCCGCCUCUCGUUCCUCAAGGAGUGUAAGAGCACAAAGGGCCUCCCCCAAACCGCCGUGUGCAACCUGAACAUCACGCUUCCUCCCGUGAAGAAGGAAAUGGAGUCAGAUGCCGAGGAUGAGACUGACAAGCCAGAGCGACGUCAUACCUUUGCAUCCCUAGCCUUACGUAAGCGCUACAGCUAUCUGGCCGAGCCUGCACUGAAAACUGCAGUUGAGCGAAGCACAACAGCAAGAACACUGCCUGCUGGUUACCCUCACAAACCUGUCUUUCCAACCCGACCUUUCCCACCAUGGUCGCCUGCUCCUAUUACCGUCCCUGGCCAAACAAGGCCCGUCGGAGUGGGGGGUUCCCUCACCUGUACCGAUUCACCGGCAGGCUCACCAGCUGCUUCUCCAUUGAAAACUUCCUGGCCAUUGUCCUCCCCAUCGCCUGCAUGCGCCGCAACAAUCAAUGCCUCCAUGGAGUCUUCCCCAGUGAAAUCUGUCAGUGACUUUAUGUCUUCAUCCCCCAUUAGGUCUUAUAGGACUAUGCCCUCACCCAUUAAGACUGUUGUCCAGCUGGGUCAGUACCCUGUCCAGGGGUCUGCCAGCCUUGUGUCCCCUGGAAGCCCAUAUAAACCUGCAACAGAUCCAUUAUCUAUCAAAAAGCUUGCUUCAGCAUACACAUCAAGGACUUCCCCACUGCACUCAAUACCUAACGGUUCUGUAGCAGAGAGGCCGUCAGUCUCUAUUACUGCUCCAGCAUCGCCAAAGGGGUUUUAUAAAACUGCCCUUGGGUCCACAAUUACAACAGAUGCCGCACCUCACCUUUCUUCUGCGAAAAGCACGUCCAACAUGUCAUCUUUGAAAACCUCUGUAGAUUCAACGCUAUCAUCCAGAGGAGGGAGGUCGUCUAUCUCGUCGCUGUCCUCAACUGGGCAGACGACCAUCGCUUCCUCAGAGUUGUCCAUGAGGAACGGAUCGGCUUCUCCUGUAAAAUAUCCAUCCUCCUCCUCCACGCCAUCCUCCCCUUCUUCUCGCCAUCUCUCAGAGCGGAGUAGCAGCCUUCAAGAGAGGAUCCAGGCCACCACCCAGGCAGCGACCACUGGUGUCAGCGCAGCCAUAAAUGAAGCUAUAAACUCAUAUUCUGUGUCCAACUACGGCACUCUGAGAUCACUGUCCUCCCCGCGUAGGUCUGCAGCAACAAGCGGUGCUUACCGGAGAUCAGCAGCCACCUCCUCCAGCUCGGCGGUUCCUUCUAACACGGUGACAGUACCUGUGUUUUCGUUAAUCAACGUCAUUCCAGAGACACCUGCCAAACCAGGGCCAGGGUCCCUCAAAAUGGCGCUGCCUGAUUCUUCCCGUGCCUUUCCCUCUUCCUCUUUGUCUUCCUGCGUCACCUCAUCAAAAAUAAACGCCCAAAUGAAAUCCCCUCCGUUCAUCACACCGCCCAUAAUCCACCCGACUGGAACUACGAACCAGGAGAUACUAAAAGAUGUGGCGGACAUGAAGAAGGACCUGAUCAGAAUGACAGCUAUCCUGCAGACAGACACACAGACAGCAGCUAAAACGGUUCAAACGUCACAUACUGGCACUCCAAAGGAGGCCAAGUUAGAGGACGAGGAACCUUUUAGUCUAGUGGAGAAAGUGAAAGAGGAUUUAGUGAAAGUAAGUAAUAUAUUAAAGAAAGAUGUCAAGGGUGAGGGGAAGGCUAUUGCAGGUAAGCAGAGAGCCUCAGAGGACGAAUGGGAGGAGUUUUCCAAAGACGAGAUUGAGGAGGCACAAAGUAAUUCCCUCGCAGACCAUUACCUUCCUUUUGAAGAACACACACUCCUCCUCAAGCAGCAGUCCAUGUCGAGCCAAGAGUUAGAGUUGGCUAAAGUGGUAGAAUUUUUAUCAAAUGACAUAGGCGCUAGCUCACUUUCCAAAAUGGCCGAGUUGAAAUGUAGGUACGAGGAGGAGGCAAAGCGGGAAGGGGAAGAGAAACAGAAACGUGUUCUUAAACCAUCGAUGUCGAUACAAGAGCACAAACUCAAGAUGCCUCCACCCGUCUCAGGCAUGCUGCGGUCUCCCUCAGAGAAAGACCUUUGCAAACUUGCUGAAUCGUAUCAGGGGACGGACACUAUUUUGGAGUCACCCGAGGACCUGUCCCAUGAGCAGGAUAAGAGUCCACUAUCGGACAGCGGGUUCGAGACCAGGAGUGAAAAGACACCCUCUGCUCCUCAGAGUGCAGAGAGUACAGGACCCAAGCCUUUAUUCACGGAUUCACCCAUACCUCCCUGCGUGAGUGAGACCAGGACUGAGGUCCACAUUAGGAGCUAUGAGCUGCCUGAUGAUCCUUUUGAGCCUAUACUCGUGGAGGAGGCUGCGGGUGCUCCUCCUUCUAUAGAGCCAGAUGGAGCUUCAACAAGCUCCGUCAAAGCCUUGCACAUGAAAAUGCCAGAAGAGGACUCCAUGAUGAGCAAAAGUGUGUGUCUUAAAGAGGAAACUCAAAUCACUACAACAACUAGAAUGGUUUAUCACAAGCCCAAACUCACUGAUGGCGCAGAGAUGAUAGAGGAAGGUAUGUCAGUUAGAGAUAUCAUGAAAGCUUUCCAGUCAGGCAGGGACCCAUCUAAAGAACUAGCAGGCCUCUUUGAACACAAAGCUAACCAGGAUUCUAUAAAAGGUGAUGAGCUGACUCCUAGAUUUCUUGACAGAGACGGUAAGUCCAAACCCAAAGUUGAAAGGAUAAUUGAGGUUCAUAUCGAAAAGGGCCACAGUGCAGCUGAGCCGACCGAGGUUAUUUUCAGGGAAGCCAAGAAACACCCCGAGCUUUAUGUGUACAAGAGCGACCAUGGAAUUAGGGAACUUACUGACUACGAUGAGGCCCAACGGGAAGAAGAAGAACUUAAUGCAGAGGAAUCUCUGCCCACCUUCCUAGAAACGUCUCGAGUUAACACCCCUCUUUCACAGGAGGAAGACAGUCGCCCAAAUUCUGCCCAGCUUAUAGCAGACGAUUCAUACAAAGCCUUGAAACUAUUGAGCCAGCAAUCCAUUGAGUAUUGUGACGAUGAGCUAUCAGAAAUCAGAGGCGAGUCGUACAGGUAUGCUGAGAAAAUGCUUCUUUCAGAAAAACUUGACGCAUCACCGCUGUCUCACUCUGACACAGAGGAGUCGGCAAUGACGACUGACAGAAAACACCACCUAAUUUCUGAUGAGAGUGGUGCUAGCCGUAGCACUGAGAGUCAGCAGCAUGGAAGCCCUAAAAGAGAGUUUGUUUCUAAGUCCUCCAAAGAUGGAUCCCCUAAGUCUGGUAAGUUUGUGCACAGAGACGAUCCAUCUCAGUUUGAUAAGGUGACAGUGCUGCAUUACUCCACAGAGCAGGGCAGCCCUAAACAUGCUGUUUGGAUGCGAUUUACAGAGGAUAAACAUGACAGGAGCCGAGAUAAGCUCCUUUAUGAGGAUAGGGUGGAUCAAUCAGUAAAAGAGGCUGAAGAAAAACUCAGUGAGGUGUCACAGUUCUUCCGUGACAAAACUGAGAAGCUCAAUGAUGAGUUGCAGUCCCCCGAGAAAAAGCCUGUGAGACGAGAGCCGAAGGAACCCCGGUCCUGGCCUACUUCAGCCUGCAGUACCCCUGAAAAAACACAGCAGAAACCUAAAGCAGAAGAGGGGGCCAGUAAAAGCAAACUCAGGGAGCCUUCUGUUAAUAAAAUGUUUGGUAGUGCAACUGAAAAGAGAAGUUCCAGCUUACCAAGCAGUCCCCAGAAAAGCACGCUCCAUCAUAUCAGUGAGGAUCAAAUUAAACACCAAACUAAGACCAGUGAGUCUGAACCCUCUUCUCCCUCUCAUGUGAAAUCAACAUCUAAAGUCAGUGCUGUUAGGAUGAAGUUUGAAUCUGAGGCUCAAAAACAAAAUCAAUCUAGUCCAACUAAAACUCCUCCUCUAGUACAGCCAAAACCUUCAAUAAAGAAAUUGCAGGAGAGCAAACUUCCUGUUUAUCAGUUUGCAGGAGCAAAAACGUUGAAAGUAUCUGAAGCAUCAGAAAAGGUAACUCCGAAAAAGGACAAUGAGAAAGAUCCAUGUACUGCCACAGAAACCAGUAAACCUGAUCUGAUAUCAUCAACAUCUAAAACUCCAAAACAUUCAGAAGACAAGUCUCUAAACAAAAACAUCCCGGAGCCUUUGUUGCAAAAACAAAUGAGUGAAACGGACAAUCAAAAAUCAGUCGGUAAAGGAAAAGAUAUUGACUCUACUAUUACUCAGGAUAUUAAAGACCGCAAUAAAGGUCAGAGAGUCCAUGAUACUGACAGACUAUUAGUGAAAGAAAGUGAUUCUAAAAAGAGCCAACAAGGCACAAAAAAUGAGUGUGCUUCCAGAGAAAUAAUAUCUGAGUGGUCGAGAAAUGAAGCAGAAGAAUCCCUAAACAAAAAUCUCAGAAAAAAGACAGAAACCCGAAUUCCUGUAUUAUCGCCUUCCACUUUAGAUAAUGAAUUGACUAAGAAACAGACAAUGACUAAACCUUCACAGAUACCUACAUUAUCUAAGAACAAAAUACAGGCAAGUCUUGAGCCAACACGUGCCAAGACCCUUGAAAUUCUAGAUAAUGCACCCAAAGAUUCCAACUCCAACAACCUUUCCAGCUCUAGGGACACUCUGGAGAAAAUCCUAACCCCUCCAGCUGCUACAACAACCAAAGAGAACUUUAAGGGCAUUAAAACAUUACCCGUUUAUAUCAGUGUCCAGGUGGGAAGGCAGGGAGAGAGGGAGGCCAAAGGAGCUCUGUGCACAGUCAAACAGAACUCAGCACUCAGCCCCAUUAGCCCAGAUGAUGACACUCUAGAACAGGUGUCUUUCAUAGAUAGCUCAGGGAAAAGCCCCCUUACACCAGAGACCCCCAGCUCUGAGGAGGUCAGCUACGACCUCACGGCCAGGACCCCUGAUGGCUUUAUGGAAUUCAUGCUCGGGAAACACAGCCCAAUUAUUGAGUUGUCUGAAGAAUCAGAGGAGGAUGAACAAAACAACGUUUUCUCGUUCAAAGAGGUCCUACCACAAAGCAAAACUACUGUUCACAGCACACAAGCAGACCUGGCUAAUGCUAAUGAACAAGACACAAAGAGUAAUGACAAACAGUUGGAGUUCCCUGAUAAUAUAAACCAGCAAGAAACAUCAGUCAAUGGCCUGCAUGAUGAAAUGGCCAAGAAAGUGAACCAAGAGAUCUCGAAAGACAAAGGUAUUGCAUAUAUUGAGUUCCCUCCUCCCCCUCCUUUGGACUCGGCUUCAGAAAUGUCUGACCCUGAGAGGAAAGGUUCCUGCGGCUCUUCAGAGACUGAGACAGAUAUGAUGGAGGUGAACCUACAGGAAGAACAUGACAAUCACCUGCUGACCGAGCCAAUUAUACGUAUCCAACCCCCUACCCCAGUGUCCCCGGGGGAAGAUGACAGUCAUUCGAAUGACGAGUCAAUAUUUCAAACCAUUCCUUGUAGGAAACUGUCUUUGAAAGAUUCUGAGGAGGAGGAGAAGAGGAAGGAGAAGGAAAAGGCAUCUAAAUCCAAAAAACAUGACAAGAAUGGAAACAACAAAGAACCCAAUGGUGGGACCAAUGGCUCCAACGGUUCUAAUGGAAAAGGAGAGGACUACGAAUAUGAACAAAAUGGAAAUGACCAGUCAAUCACGGACUGUUCAAUAGCCACAACUGCCGAAUUUUCUCAUGACACCGAUGCAACAGAAAUUGACUCCCUAGAUGGGUAUGAACUUCAGGAUGAGGAUGACGGCCUGUGCGAGCAGGCAGAUUUACGCCAGCUUGGGCCUCCAGACAGCCGGAGGGACGUCUGGGCAACGGACACGUACAGGUCCACUGACCGCUCUUUUCCUCCCACCAAACUGGAAGUUAUUGAAGAGGAGAAAACCCCAGAGGAAAGUCAAAAGGAAAAUUUCACAAAGGAACCCCCCGCAAAUGGCGGAACCCCCGACGGUGUGAGUAAUAACGGGGCUAAAAUUCAGGAACAGAAGUCUGAUAAGGAAGGAUUUUCAGAUACUUACUUUAGUUAUAAGUUAGAAGAGGAGUUUAAUUCCACUUUUAAGACUGUUGCCACUAAGGGGCUGGACUUUGACCCCUGGCCCAGUAAAGGUGGAGAAGAAGAAGUCGUUGACCUGGGCGGGGCGACGGGAAGCAAUGGUGAGCCUAAGCCCUUUGGACUGGCAGUGGAUGACCAGUCUCAGGCCACGACACCAGACACGACCCCAGCCCGAACACCAACGGACGAUAGCACGCCAACGAGCGAGCCGAACCCAUUCCCCUUCCAUGAAGGGAAGAUGUUUGAGAUGACGCGCAGUGGUGCGAUUGACAUGAGCAAGAGGGACAUGGUGGAGGAGAGGCUCCAGUUUUUUCAGAUUGGUGAGCAUAACUACUCAGCGGGCAGGUACAGGGUCAGGGACUCGGAGGUUAAUGCCUCCUCACAAUAUGGGGACGAGUUUAUAUUUCAGGAUCCCAUAGAUACUUUAACAGUCCCUCAUGUCUCCAUUCAGACCACUACUGUCCAACUAGAGAUAUCAAAUGUGACUGGCAGCUACACCACAUGCAGAGACUCAACUUCCAACACUGAGCCUAAAUUCUCCACUUUUAGAACAGGCUUUAACUUGUCAUCUGAUAAAAGUUCUGAUGCUUCAAAUAGCAGUUCUAAAUGUAGAAAAUCAGGCAUCUUUGAUCCCUCUGACAAAACCUCAGGAACAACUAUAGAUAGUUCUUACUCUGCAACCUCAAACUAUACAGAUUAUUUUCAUACGUCAGGCUUGGCAGAUGACUAUUUGAAUAAUGGACCAUCAUGCCUCACAGAUUAUUAUUUAAAUCUCACAAUUCCUUCAGGGACUUCCAGCCAUUUGGACGGGACUUCUGAAAAUCCCACACAUUACCAAAGCACAGAUUCUCCCUCCUCACCGUCGACACAUAUUGGCAAUACCAGCAGCAACCACCCUGCCUCCCAUUGCGUUCGUUCAGAUGUCAUUCAGACGGGCGAUGUUGUGUUCGGCUUGUUGUCCUCCGUGGGACCCACUACGCAGGAGGUCAGCAGGAUAGAAGCAUCGUUCAGCCAGCUAGAGGAGAACUUAAGAGAAGGUGGGGCUGAUUCUAAUGUAGCAAUAACCAACACAGCAGCCAAAGAAGUCAAAGUCAAGUUAUGCAAGUCCAGGUUACCUGUCAGGGCGUGCGCGCACAAACUAUGCAGUCAAAGUCACUCAAUUGUAAAAGACAAUUCUGAUACAUGUAAAGCAAGGAAAUAUGCAAUCCACAAUGUCAGGGAAAGAUUAGACCCUUUUUAUUUAUUUCCUAAAUCUAGAAUCCCUGUAAUGAAAGCCAUGAAACGCUCCUCCUGUCCCCCGGAGCAGAAGCAGGUUCCAACCAAGUCUGUGGUUAUUGGUAGAAGUAUGAAAACCAGUAGGGUUGAUAAACAACUAGCUAAAGGCAGAUCCAGUAAUGACCACGGGUUCAGGGCGGUGAAAGCCACAUGUAGGGUAAGCACAAGUGACACAGGGCGAAAAAACAUUGCGGUCGUCUCCAAAAGGGCUAAAACCGGGGCGGUCGAUAGCCGGGCGGUCGAACGUUUGGACCGAAGCGCUCCCGAGGAGGCUGAAAGACAGUUAGAGGGGAGGACACCGGCCACCGAGGACGAAGAGAGCUGCAGCCUUAGCACUGCCAGGAACACUUCCAUGUCAGAACCCUCUAGAGCCUCUAGAGGUUCCCGCCCUUCACGCACCUCUACCUCUACCUCCACCUCCACCAGCACCACCACAUCAACACCAUCUGCUAGAGAUGUGAGAGCUCAGGUUGAGCAGGCCCGCAGUGAGAGGAUGAGGAGGAGCAGGAGGAAGAGUAGGCGGACACUUGGAGGGAAGGAGCAAGAGCAGAAGGAGGAAGGGAGUAAGGUUGAUCAACCAAUCGCGGCUACUGACACGGAGAAGCAGACUAGCCCUCAGAGUCCCUGUGAGAGAACAGACCUCCGUAUGGCCAUAGUAGCCGACCACCUCGGACUCAGCUGGACUGAGCUGGCCAGGGAGCUGGAUUUCUCUGUGGAUGAAAUCAACUUCAUCAGAGUGGAAAACCCCAAUUCCCUGACGGCACAGAGCUUCAUGCUCCUUAAGAAAUGGGUGCACAGGGACGGUAAAAACGCCACAACGGAUGCUUUAACUGCGGUGCUGACAAAGAUCAAUCGGUUGGAUAUUGUGACUUUGCUGGAGGGGCCCAUAUUUGACUACGGUAACAUUUCAGGCACACGCUGCUUUGCCGAUGAUAACGCAGUAUUCCCGGAUCAGUCCGAUGGAUACAACAAUUUAGAUCUGGAGCUGCAAACCCCCACAGACCUGAACUUCCAGCCCCCCACCCCGCUUCGCUCAGACGACUUCUUCUUUAGCGAAGGCGACGCUAGCGCAGACUCCCCUAGCAAGGUCGCGCUGACUAGACCCAGCGACCUCUCCCUCACUCAGACCACCAGCACUUCUAGCAGCGACCCCCCCACAGUGGCCGCGGGCCCCGCCUUCACGGCCCCGCAGCCCCCCAUGGUCAAUGCCGAAGACACGACCUUGAAUGCCGGCGAAAGAGAGGCGUCCCGGGAGGAAAACACAGGGCGGGUUUAUUUCGAGAGGCCGGAGAACGACAGGAGGACGGUAGAGCAGUUGGGAAAGGGAAGAGACAGGGAGGAACCGAGGGGGGGGCAAGGCGUCGUUUUGGAGCGCCAGAGGGAAGACGCGCCCUCGGCCACCCCUCGCAGAAAUGGAAAGCCGGAUGAAGAAGCAGCAGAAGAGGAGGAGGAGGAGGAGGAGAUGACUCCGGAGAGGCUGCAGAGCCUGCUGGACGACAUCAAGCAGGAGGGAGGCUUCGAGGACGAGGAGAUGACGGAGGAGAGGAUGAACGAGAUCCUCCGUCAGCUUCAUCAAGCGGAGAAACCCCUGUGUUCAGUUCCAGGCUGGAGAUGCGAGACGUCGGGCGCCAUCGCCGAGUCGGCGGCCGCCGGCGCCGAGGAGGGCAGCCCGGCUGAUUCGACGCGGCGGCGUGCGGCUCGGAGCGACAGACACAACGGAGGUGACGCCGGUGCAGACGUGGAAGAGGAGGAGGAGGAGGAGGCGGCCCGGAGGAAGAGCCCUCAGGGGGACGGCAGCACAGCGGCGCCAAGCAGAGGACAGCAGGAGGGAGGUGAAAGGUCACAGCACAAAGCCCAGGGGAGCGUUAGAGCCGAGGAGUCCGACUCCGAGGAGGAGACCACUGUCACCACCAGGGUGUACCGCAGACGAGUCAUCCUGAAGGGGGAGGAGGCCAAAAACAUUCCUGGAGAGUCUGUGACGGAGGAGCAGUUCACAGAUGAAGAUGGGAAUCUGGUCACUAGAAAAGUAACCAUUCGCACCUUCCUCCAUCACCUGUCGCAUCACACAAACAUCCCCCCUCCCCCUGACACGUUCUGCCCUCUACAGGUCAUCAGAAAAGUGGUGCGCCGUGUGUUCAACACGGAGGAAAGGGAAGGCGCUGCUGCUGCUGCUGAUGGUGGUGGUGCUGAUGGUGGUGGUGCUAGUGGUGUAGCUGCUGCUGCUUCUUCAACAGGGGCCGCAGGGGUAAAGGGCAAGAAGAGGGGCAAGCGCUCCAACAAGGGCCCCAAGGCUGAGAAGUCUGGAGGGAAAACUGAGCCCGGAGGCAACAAGAAACCAGGGAAGAGGAGUCAGUCCUAGCGGCGGAGCUCCGAACUUCACCAGGUCCACUGACGUCCACACGAGCACCUCGGGGGGGGAAGACCGGUCCAUCGGGGCCCCUGAAGCUGUCCCUCACCACGCAUGGUUCUCCAGCGGGACGACGCAACAAAAAAACAAAACAGAGUUACUUUUCUUUGAUUUCGCAUGAGCAUGUCACCUAAAACUCACUCACAUGUCGGGGGAAGAAAAGAAGAAAAAAAAGGACACGUGAGCUGGAGCUUCAUCGCGUCUUCGGCACAAAACGAGGAAGACCGUAAACUCUGAGGAGGAGGAAGAGGUGCGACUCUCACUCGCUCCUCCUGGAUCCGCAGCAUCGUGGGCCCACCGAAUUGGUCCUUUUUUUUUAAAUUGAAAUAUAGAAAAUGAUUGGGGGGGGGGGGGGGGAUUUUUUGUUUGUUGUUGUAUAGAAAAGACACUGUAUAAACUCUUUAAAGAAAACCAGGAGGAAUCAGUAGCUGGAACGGAUUGUUUCUGCACUGACGUGAGUUGAUGAAGCUUUUUGAGGGCGCGACCCUUGACCUGCUCUUCCCAAACAAAUACAAAAGAAAAAAAAAGCUGUGUGGAAAUGAGGAACGAAUGGACAGAAAAAACAAAAAAAGCGCUUGAUUUGAAUGGAAUGUUUGUUUAAAGCCAACAGCUCUUCCCGCUCUUUGUCUCCAGAGGGACGACCUUCUGCUGCAUGUGACGUCACUUUACUUUAUCGCCUUUAUUUUAACCCUCAACUCAAAAGCACUGCAACGCCAUCAGAGCGCCGGCUCCCGUCAGCACUCGUAACGCAUCUGUAUCCGUUUUUACUUUUCAACACAAACGUGUAACCUCCUGACUGCUACCUGUACGCCCAUAACGCAUACCAGAAGUGGAAGUUUAAGCUUUGAGAUCUGCUUUGAUUUUAAAAAUUAAAAAAAAAAAAAAAAAAAAUCUAAUAAGCAUUGACUGUUUGAUAACUUUUAUCUUUAACAGGUUCUAAUUACAUGAGAACAAGGGACUCCUUUCAGAUCCAUUAUCCAAAUACUGUUUUUAUUAACUGUUAAACACAGUACUGAUCACACGUUCUGUGUCGUUUUUCUUUCCGUUUGU
Messenger RNA from Pungitius pungitius (ninespine stickleback), 15319 nucleotides. Its product is annotated as ankyrin-3-like. The transcript has 49 exons. Gene Ontology annotation, molecular function: protein binding. Gene Ontology annotation, biological process: signal transduction. The record is from RefSeq and is a predicted model, not a curated record. The coding region runs from base 218 to 14221 and encodes 4667 amino acids. Gene Ontology annotation, cellular component: cytoplasm. Lineage: Eukaryota; Metazoa; Chordata; Actinopteri; Perciformes; Gasterosteidae.